This is a messenger RNA of Schistosoma margrebowiei, 936 nucleotides long. The record is from the annotation of a GenBank genome assembly. Lineage: Eukaryota; Metazoa; Platyhelminthes; Trematoda; Strigeidida; Schistosomatidae.
AUGCUCAGUAGCGUAUCAUCAUCAUCAUCAUCAUCAUCAUCAUCAUCAUCAUCAUCAUCAUCAUCAUCAUCAUCAUCAUCAUCAUCAUCAUCAUCAUCAUCAUCAUCAUCAUCAUCAUCAUCAUCAUCAUCAUCAUCAUCAUCAUCAUCAUCAUCAUCAUCAUCAUCAUCAUCAUCAUCAUCAUCAUCAUCAUCAUCAUCAUCAUCAUCAUCAUCAUCAUCAUCAUCAUCAUCAUCAUCAUCAUCAUCAUCAUCAUCAUCAUCAUCAUCAUCAUCAUCAUCAUCAUCAUCAUCAUCAUCAUCAUCAUCAUCAUCAUCAUCAUCAUCAUCAUCAUCAUCAUCAUCAUCAUCAUCAUCAUCAUCAUCAUCAUCAUCAUCAUCAUCAUCAUCAUCAUCAUCAUCAUCAUCAUCAUCAUCAUCAUCAUCAUCAUCAUCAUCAUCAUCAUCAUCAUCAUCAUCAUCAUCAUCAUCAUCAUCAUCAUCAUCAUCAUCAUCAUCAUCAUCAUCAUCAUCAUCAUCAUCAUCAUCAUCAUCAUCAUCAUCAUCAUCAUCAUCAUCAUCAUCAUCAUCAUCAUCAUCAUCAUCAUCAUCAUCAUCAUCAUCAUCAUCAUCAUCAUCAUCAUCAUCAUCAUCAUCAUCAUCAUCAUCAUCAUCAUCAUCAUCAUCAUCAUCAUCAUCAUCAUCAUCAUCAUCAUCAUCAUCAUCAUCAUCAUCAUCAUCAUCAUCAUCAUCAUCAUCAUCAUCAUCAUCAUCAUCAUCAUCAUCAUCAUCAUCAUCAUCAUCAUCAUCAUCAUCAUCAUCAUCAUCAUCAUCAUCAUCAUCAUCAUCAUCAUCAUCAUCAUCAUCAUCAUCAUCAUCAUCAUCAUCAUCAGGAGAAGAAACACAAUCAUUGUUUUCGCUAUCACUGUCAAUUAGCUUCAAUCAGUUCUUGCAAUGA